Molecule: messenger RNA, 2508 nt
Organism: Eremothecium sinecaudum
Lineage: Eukaryota; Fungi; Ascomycota; Saccharomycetes; Saccharomycetales; Saccharomycetaceae
Gene: SSL2
Product: TFIIH/NER complex ATPase/helicase subunit SSL2
Exons: 1
Coding region: 1-2508 (835 amino acids)
Biological process (GO): transcription initiation at RNA polymerase II promoter; nucleotide-excision repair
Cellular component (GO): nucleotide-excision repair factor 3 complex; transcription preinitiation complex; transcription factor TFIIH holo complex
Molecular function (GO): DNA binding; 3'-5' DNA helicase activity; hydrolase activity
Source: RefSeq, a predicted model, not a curated record
AUGACAGAGCAUCAGUAUCAAACGAGAAGUAGAGGUAGGGCCUUUGAAGAUGUGGAGAAGGAGUAUUUUUCUGAUGAUUCACUUGCUACUGCAGAUGAAUCACUUUCGACUGAUGAUGGUGAUGAUUAUGUGAACUCUGAGGCACCUGUGAAACCUAAACCGAAAAGCUCAUCAACUAAGAAGUCCAAAAACGGAGGUAGUAAUUCAGCAGGUGUUGAUACAUUUAAUAAGUUGGCUGCGAAAGAUGAAAACUUCUUGAAUCGAAUUCAUUUAGAUGCGCCUCCUGACUUUGUUCCUGACGCAGUAUCUGGGCGUUUUAGAUCUAGUGAUUUUACGUAUUUGAAGCUAAAGCCCGAUCAUGCAUCUAGACCGUUGUGGAUUGCGCCAAAUGACGGUAGAAUAAUCUUGGAAAGCUUUUCUCCUUUAGCAGAGCAAGCACAAGAUUUCCUUGUCACGAUUGCGGAGCCUGUGAGUAGACCUUCCCAUGUUCAUGAGUACAAAAUUACAGCUUAUUCCUUGUAUGCUGCUGUUUCAGUGGGAUUGGAAACGGACGAUAUAAUUGCAGUGUUAGACAGACUUUCCAAGGUUCCUGUUGCCUCUUCGAUUGUUAAUUUCAUUAAGGGAGCAACGGUUUCAUAUGGUAAGGUUAAGUUGGUCAUUAAACAUAAUAGAUAUUUUGUGGAGACGUCUCAAGCCGAUAUUUUGCAGAUGUUGUUGAAGGAUAGUGUUAUAGGUUCUUUGAGGAUUGACAGUACUAUGCCACCUUCUAAGAGUACUCUUUUAACAGAUAAGGAUGGAAGGGCAACUUCUGCGCCGGAUGCGAAUGUUGAUCCUAACGACGUAGAAGCGGUUUUUACCUCUAUUGUGGGAGGUGAUAACGAACUAGAGGAAGAAGAUGAUGAUAUAGAUGCAGUUCACUCUUUUGAAAUAGAUCGUGAAUCCGUGGAAAUUGUCAAAAGAAGAUGCCAAGAGAUCGAUUAUCCUGUUUUAGAAGAAUAUGAUUUCAGAAACGACCAUAGAAAUCCUGACUUGGAAAUCGACCUAAAACCAUCCACUCAAAUUAGACCCUAUCAGGAAAAGUCUCUAAGUAAAAUGUUUGGUAAUGGUCGUGCUAGAAGUGGUAUUAUCGUUUUGCCUUGUGGUGCUGGUAAAACAUUAGUUGGGAUCACGGCUGCGUGUACUAUCAAGAAAUCGGUCAUAGUAUUAUGUACUUCAUCAGUGUCGGUUAUGCAGUGGCGUCAACAGUUUUUGCAAUGGUGUACAAUUCAACCAGAGAAUGUUGCAGUGUUUACUUCAGAUAACAAGGAAAUGUUCCAGACAGAGUCCGGUCUUGUUGUGUCAACCUAUUCCAUGGUUGCAAACACGAGAAACAGGUCACACGAUUCUCAAAAGGUUAUGGAUUUCUUAACUGGGAGAGAAUGGGGUUUCAUUCUUUUAGACGAAGUCCAUGUGGUGCCAGCUGCUAUGUUCAGAAGAGUUGUUUCUACUAUUGCUGCUCACGCUAAGUUGGGUUUGACUGCCACCUUAGUUCGUGAAGAUGACAAAAUUAGUGAUUUAAAUUUCUUGAUUGGGCCAAAAUUGUAUGAAGCAAAUUGGAUGGAAUUGUCUCAAAAGGGACAUAUUGCCAAUGUCCAAUGUGCAGAGGUAUGGUGCCCUAUGACAGCUGAAUUCUAUCAGGAAUACUUAAGGGAGAAUGCUAGAAAACGGAUGUUGCUAUAUAUUAUGAACCCUACCAAGUUUCAAGCAUGUCAAUUUUUGAUUCAAUAUCACGAAAAGAGAGGAGAUAAAAUUAUUGUUUUUUCUGAUAAUGUCUAUGCUUUGCAAGAAUAUGCUUUAAAGUUGGGUAAGCCUUUCAUUUACGGCUCAACCCCACAGCAGGAACGGAUGAACAUUCUACAGAAUUUUCAAUAUAAUGAUCAAAUUAAUACUAUAUUCCUAUCGAAAGUUGGUGACACGUCCAUCGAUUUACCUGAAGCAACCUGUUUAAUUCAGAUUUCAUCGCAUUAUGGCUCUCGUCGUCAAGAGGCCCAACGGUUGGGUAGAAUUUUAAGAGCCAAAAGACGUAACGAUGAAGGUUUUAAUGCGUUCUUCUAUUCAUUAGUUUCAAAAGAUACCCAAGAGAUGUAUUACUCUACGAAAAGACAAGCGUUUUUGGUUGACCAAGGUUAUGCGUUCAAAGUAAUCACGCAUUUACACGGCAUGGAAAACUUGCCCAACCUUGCCUAUUCUUCUGCAAGAGAGCGAAGAGAAUUGCUACAAGAGGUUCUAUUGAAGAAUGAAGAGGCUGCCGGUAUUGAGAUUGGGGAUGAUUCCGAAAAUUUCAUUGGUAGAGGCUCUAAUGCAGCUAAGCGGGCUAAGUCGAAGGCUGUUAAAGGCGAAGGUUCUUUAGCCGGCUUGGCGGGCGGAGAAGAUAUGGCUUAUUUAGAGUAUUCAUCAAAUAAGAAUAAAGACCUAAGGGAUCAUCAUCCAUUGAUCAGAAAAAUGUACUAUAAAAACGUAAAAAAAUAG